GAGUGCAAGAACGAUUUGUAGUGAAAUGCAAAAGAAACAUUAAAAUAAAUCUAUAGUAUUUAACAAAUUAACCAGUACCUAACAAUAAAUUCUAAAUAUUACUUUAAUUAUAAACAAAAAAAUAAGUAUAAAUUGAUUAUCUAAACCGUCAACCGGUCGGAAAGUUGUGUGUGAAAAAAUUUCUUUGCUUUUCGCUCUCUCCAUGCAUUCGCGCAUUCGUAUCCAGUCCGCGCGGACCUUUCAACCGACAGUAUUUUUUCCCCUCCUUUUUCGCUGCUCUGCACAAUUCCAACGUCGACAAAGCAAUAAUUAUAUUGAAUGAAAAGUUCAAAUCAUAUAAAAAGUGCUUGUGUAGUUAGAUACAAAUAAAUAUAUAUAUUGACGUUGAUAUAUACGAAACAGAUCAAAAGUUUAGUGAAAGAGGAAGCAAGUGAAAAGUGCAAAUGUGAAUGUGUGCCGCAAGUGAGGCGAAAAAUGUCCAAACGUCCCCCAAUUGUCAGUGGCUAGGUCGUCGUCGUAGUCGGUCGUUUCGACAUCUUCAUAUUCCUCAACUUUUCGACGUCAUAGUGUGACAUUUAUCAACAUUCGGCAUUGGCGCCUUCUUAUAAUAGAACGCUCAGUUUAACGCGGUAGCAACUUUCUUCCGCUGUGUUGCAAGACGAAUGCUUCGAGUACCCCAGUAUUGAAGUGUCACCGUGGAAAUUUUUGGCAAACUACCUUUUUUAAAACAGGAUCGCAGAUACAACGAAGUGUUCCUUCAAACCCUGAAAAAUAAUAUUGAAUCAACCGAAUAAACAAUAUAACUUGUAAAUAUAGAAUCAAUUGUAAAGAUUAUGUACACGCUGCAAAUGCAUCAUAAACAACAAGUAAACAUGGAAUGAAAAGUUAAAAACAAAAAAAAAGCACUCAAAACGGAACAGGAACAAUGUGAAUCCACAGUAUGACUUAAUGAAAGUCGAAACUCAGCAAGUCGAAGUGUGAAGGCGGAAGUCGAAAUUCCUAAAAAGCGGGUGGUGAGUGAGGGUGCAACACAGGCCGAAGAAGCCUUACAUUGAAGCGCACCAAUAUCAAACGAUAUGGUAUACGAUGAGCGGCGAAGAACGCAGGACUACAGCGAAGGACUAAAGAAUCAGACCGCAUAAUCCCCUACGAAAACGGAGUACAAGAAAGUACAAGUUAAGCAAAAAGUUUAAAGAAAAUAAAAUAAACUCAAAACGAAAACUUAAAAAGUGGUAAACAUAAAACAUUCAGCAAAAAAGCACACAAGUUACAACAACAAAGGCAACCCCGAAAGAACUGCAACCUGAAAUUACCAUUUAUAGCGCAAAUGUAUGUAAGCACAAAUGGGGACAUUUUGAGAACGCGCACAGCCAACAACGCAUGUCUUCAACAACAACAAGAACAACAACAGCAAGCACCAACUACAACCAAUAUUAACCAACAUUGCCAUCUCACCGUUACUAAAUACUAUAAUCAACCUUGUUUCGCCCGUCUUCGACGUCCGUCAACGUAAUCAGUAAAAUACCAUAGAAGUGACAUUAAGACAGUGACCGCCAGCGUACCUACUGCACACAAAAGCAAAUUAGAAUAUACUUAUAAUAGUAGCUGUACUACUAGUAGUAGUGGCUGUGCUGCCGCAAACGCACCGUUAUUUGAAGUAAAACAAAAAAUAGCCGCAUUUGCCGAAAAAAUGUUGCAAGACACCAAUAGUAGCGCCAUACAGCCAAAAGUCGUUGUAAUACGACGACGUCCAAAUCAAGGUUUCGGUUUUACGCUGCGUCAUUUCAUUGCCUAUCCACCGGAAGAUGAGCCCUCUUGGCCACAGGAAGCAUCUGAUCCGUACCACCACCAAGUGAAAGCGAUGGAAACCAUUUUCAUAAAAGAAGUUCAAACGAACGGACCUGCUCACUACGCCAACCUGCAGACGGGCGAUCGCGUUCUAAUGGUAAACAACGCACCCAUCGCCGGGCUUGCAUACAGUACAAUCGUGUCGAUGAUCAAGCAAACGCCUUCAGUGUUGACGUUGCAUGUGGUGCCCAAGGAGUGCGAUGUACUGCAGAUGCAUUAUACGAGUAUCGCGCACACACCAGAAACCAAUCGUCUUGCCACAGCGCCACGACCCAUACCAUCGCCCGUGACUGUGGGCAAUGGUAAUGCAGCUGGCGCAUUAAUAUCAAUCAUACCAGCUGCUGCAGCGUCUGCGACUGCAUCUGCAUCUACAUCGACAUCGACAACAAAAUCAUUUUCACACCAACAGCAGCAAUUGAUCUCAUAUCCACAGCUGAGUGGUGGUACUAGUGGCGGUGUUGUUGGCGGCGCCGGUGGAAAGGCUAGUCGUUCGGGCAGUGUUACGAGCUCGGGUAGCAGCAGGUUCCGUCCCACAGCGGUGGGGAGCGGCGAGUUUAUCGAUAUGUCAUCGCAGGGAUUGCACCAGCACAACAGCGGCCGUUUACUGAUACGCGACGAUGGCGGCGGUGCAUUUCUGUCGCGCUCCCAACCGCCGCCCAAUUUGACAGUAUUAUCCCGACAACAACAACAACAACAACAUCAACUCUAUCACACACAAUCAGCUGCAGCGGUCGCAGCCAAUUCCGCCUUCUAUGCGCCCGCUUCGGGUGUCGGCGCCGUUGACACCAGCGAAUUGAUGAUACGCCUACGUGAAUCGAUCAAGCAAAAAGAGGAAUUCCUUAAAUCACCGCUGCCACAUACGCACGCCACGCUGCACAGCGUACCCGCUGUGAGCAACACCGCCCAACAGCAUUUCUUCCCGCCGCACACACCACCGUCGGGCAGCCCGCAAUUGUCUAUGGUGUCGACGACAUCGACAUCGGCCGGUUCAUCAGUGCUGAGCAGCAUAGGUGGCGGCGGCGGGCCGCGUGGUCAGGUGCGUACACACGUUAAGCAACCACUCUCGGCGACAUCCUCAUCGGCGUCGAGCACGCGUGAGCUGUUGCCCGCCAACGUCAGUGCAAUUGAAAUGCAUCAAUACUACGGCAGUGUCAGCAGCAGUGGCAAUGUAGCCAAAAACCACGUUGCGACCACUAGUGGUAGUGGUGGUGGUGGUGUUGGCAGCGUCGGUGGCAACUAUAUUAGCAUGGAGAGUGCUAUGAGUCGUGGCAGUGUGUUGAAUGCGGCGACAAGUGUGAGUGUGAGCGCUGGUGGCGUACGUGCUGUCGGCGUUGAAACGGCGGCCUUGCGACAAGCAGCUGGCAAUGGCAGCGCAAGCAGUCGGCCGAGCAACAACAAUGGCAUGGGUGAUAAAUAUGUAAAGGAUUUGGAUUAUUUAGAAACCCUGCAGGAGACUGGGGUCACCAAUAAAGUCUUCGAACGCAAGCUCGUCUCUCAUCUCGCCAAAGGCUUUGAUCCCUUCCAACCGCUCUCCAUCAACACAAGUGCCUGUGUUGAGCCUAGCGCCACCACAGCAGCAGCUGGCAAUGUGGUGCUGAUAAAGAAACCCACAGUGCUGUACGAAUCGCUGCAACAUCAUCCGUUGCAUCAGCUACAGGUACAACAACUGCAACAGACACAGCAAGCGCAGACGUCACACGCGCCAAUGCAAUUGUCGAAGUUGCAACAGCAUCAGCUACAACAACAACACCAACACGGUAGUGUGGUGGACGGUGUGCAGUAUAGUCGCAUGGAGAUCCACAAGGCCAGUUUGGCUACGACUACCAUCGAUCAUGCGCCGCCUAAUAAAUACACUGGCAAAUUACCGGAAGCUCUUGGAUCAACAACAACAACAACAGUUGCGGUGGCUGAACCGAAACCGGCACUCACUGAUAUCGCCGAAAGCAACGAGGUGGUCGUGGUGCCAGCAAGCAGCCAAGUGGCCACAACUACUGGCACUUCCUCGGCGGAUGGGUGCAGCGGUGCUGCUGUGGUGCGUCGCUUUAAGCCGAUGUCCUCGUUUGACGAUAGCAAACCGAUGCGUCGCAUUUCAUAUCUACGCGCCACUAACAAUGAAACCGAUUACUCAGCCUCGGACACAUCCACUACAUCGUUAACUGGUUUGAAUAGCAGCAGUGCGAUUGGCAUUGGAGCACCGCCACUCAUUGAGGUGACAUCCAAACAAUCGUCACUCGAUGAUGAUGAUGUUGACGAUGACGAUCCUACAUAUGACGUGGUGGCCGGCGAUGAACGCAUACAAAUGCAAACCCCGGCCGAAUUGAUGGCGGCCACGGCGCAGGAGCAGUUGGUGGAGCAGCAGCAACAGCAUUUGAAAGAUAGAGCUAGUGUCACUGCAGAGGCGGCUAUUGUGGCGGCAGUGACGGCCGCAGGUGUUGGUGGCGGUGCUGCAGCGGCUUUAAGUGAAAGUAGACGCGAAUCGGCGAAUAGUGAAAUACGAAAUAGCGUUCACAUUGACGAUGUAAUCGCAGACAUAAAUGGCAAAUUGGAGACAAAGGAUGUGGCUACCGAAAUGGAAGUGUUCGAAACUGAAAUGGAGAUUAAGUCGUCGUGCAUCAAUGGAAAGCGUCUUUCGGAUUAUCGUUCUUGGCGCCAAGUGAAAAUCGAAAUCAAAGGCGAUAUUCUACGCAUCUAUCCCGGUCGUAGUUGUAAGGAGAGCAAUAUGAUAGAACUCGAUAUUAGAAAUUUUAAAAUCUUCGAUGAAUCAGUCGAUAAAAAGAAAUCCUACAUGUUUCGUAUGCAAUCGAAACCAACGCAAAUCGCCACUUUGGGCAAUGAGCUGAAUCUGGAUGAUGUGCCCGACAAGUUGACGUCGUCGGGCAGUAGUGCUUCGACCACAGCGUCACAUAUGGAGCCAACACAUCACCAGCCCCACCAACAACCAACGGAAAUAUUAUUCAAAACGAAAAGCAUGACGGAAAUGAAACGCAUUUUCGGUUUAUUGCAAUGGAAGAAUAGUUUAAUUUAUGACGAUAGUGAUCUUCAAGGCAGGCAAUUGGCUGAGCCGCAGAAAACCGCGGCUAUCUCUAGCAUGCCAACAGCAACAUACUGUGAUGAUAACGUACAACACCAACACCAACAAUUACAACCAGAAUAUUCACCAUUAAGCACAACAUCACGCGGUGGCGAUUCAGAGAUCAUAUCCGACUCUAUUUCGCCGGUGAUGAAAACGCGCAAAUCAUCUUCACACAAAAAUAUACCCGAUAAAGAUUUAGGUUCACCAAAAGCCAAAAACUGGAAAGAUUUACUGUUUAGACGCGGCGGUGGUAGUAGCAGCCACAAUGCGGACAUUUCGCCAUCAAGCUUAGCUUCUGGUGGCAAGACGACCGGUUCCAUUGGUGUGCCCUUAAAAUCAUGUCCGAUGUCUAAGAACAACGAAUAUGUGCCGCUGUUAGUGGAUGUUUGUACAAAUAUUGUUGAAACGAAGGGUCUCGGUAUCGUUGGUAUUUACCGUAUACCCGGCAAUAAGGCUGCCAUAUCAGAGCUAUCGGAACAGGUGAAUAAAUCGGACUUUUCAUGGGAUCGCUGCAACACAGACGUCAGGUGGGAGGACGUGAAUGUGGUUUCGAGUCUGCUAAAGCAAUACAUACGCAAUCUGCCCGAUGCUUUGCUACCAUGUUCCUUCUAUAUAAAUUUCAUUGAAGCUGAUAAGAAGACGGGCUUGGAACGUAUAAAGGAGCUUAAAGAGUUGCUCAACACGCUACCGCGGUACUCCUAUGAGACGUUGAAACAUUUGAUACGACAUCUGAGUCGUGUGAGCAAAAAUUGUGAAGUGAAUUUGAUGGAACCGAAAAACUUGGCGAUCAUUUUCGGUCCGUCGAUUAUACGCACACCAAACGAUACGUUGGAGAUCGCUGUGAAGGAUAUGAAACAUCAGUGUCGCAUAGUUGAGUUGCUCGUGACGCAGUAUGACUACUUUUUCGAGAAUGGUCCCUUGCCCGAUCUGGCUGACAUUACAGGCAACACGCCCAUUGCCUCCACCUCCAGCUGCGCUUCCGGUGCACUUCACACCCAAGAGGAUCAGACAAAUAUGUUGCUGCACAAUGUAUCGAAAAUCGAACGACUAACCGAGCGUGAGUCGUCAUCCACAACACGCACAUCCCGUUUCAUUCCACAACUGCGACGGCGUACACAUAGUAAGCGUGGCGCUGCCAGCUCGGAUACCUACUCGGGCGAAAGUGUGUUGGUAAGCGAAAUACAAAAUCUAAAUCAGAGUCACAAUGCAUAUAUGAGUUCGAAUAACAAAAACAAAAACAAACAUAAACGCAAAUCAUUGCAAUCAUCCAUCAACCUCAAUCAAACCAUUACAAAACUCAUUUCCGCACCACACAACAUGCACAACGCCCUACUCAAGUACAACAUAACCAGCACCAAUUCCAACACCACCAACAACAACACUACUACACAAUCCACACCCAAUAUAUGCGUGGCAGCAGCCACAGCGUCCACUAAGCCUUUAAAGCAAAGCGCAACGGCCAGUCGCCAACAGCAGCUGCAGCAGCCGCCACUGCAGCAAAUGCAAAAGCAGCAGCUGCAGCAGCAACGGCGCCGCAAAGCCGUGCCCACAAUUUAUGAUAUUGGGCUAACAUUGCGUGUACAAUUUCAGUCAUUGGAUUCCACCAAAUCCGCUACCACAGCGAUGACCACAAGCAGCAGCUCCACCAAUGCCACCACGGCGUCGUCGAGUAGCGGUAGUGGCGGCAGCAGCAGCGUUACAUCCACAACGCAAAAGACGAAAAAGGAGCGUAGCUUCCUGAUCAAUCAUAGCGGUGGCGGCUUUGUGCGUCUGCACCACCGAAAAGCCAGUCUGGAUGAGAAAGACUCGGGCAGCUGUAGCGGAUCGGGCAGUGGCAGCGGCGGCAGCAUGAGCAAAGAGCAGCAACGCAGCAGUGUCGAUAUAUCGGUGCUGCUCACCGAUGAUGAGUCGAGUAAUAGUCGCAGCGAUACGGGUUCCAUGUCACUGACCACCAUCACCGACACGCUAGACUCGAAAUUGCGCAACUUGCGUAGCGGUUCCGAAUCGAAUGAUGAAAAUGGCUCGCCCGAAUUCCGUAAAAAUCGACGGCACACGCUUGGACAGCCACUGCAUUUGCAUUCUGAAAACAUUCCCUAUGCCGAUGAAUCGCCUGAGCGUCAUUUUCAUUCCUGCCCCUUGGAUGCGCCGAAUGUGCUGAUGCUUAGUCGAUCCUGCACCGCCACCAACACCAUCGCCUCGGCCAAAGCGAAUGAGAGCAAAGAGCAGCGUGUGGCAGCGGUUCUAUCCGCGUACAAAAACAACAAACUACAACAUUCGGCUACAGUGCCCAUUAAUCCCGGUUCGACAACAACGAUUGUGGGCAGCGGCAGUACAACAUCGACGGCGGCAUCAACGCCAACUGCUAUUUUAACGGUAAAAACAACAAAUUUACAAGGCGGUAUCGGCCCUAAUGUGGGCGGUACCGGUAGCGGUGGCAAUUUGGCGCGUAAUUCCUAUUUAGGGCGUGGCACACGCUUUAACAAACAAGUAUACGAGCAACAAUGUUGCUCGGACGAUGACUCAGAGGGUUCGACGACGAGCGAUCCGAAAGAUUCGCUCAUCAUAGCAUCGCCGCCAUUUUUUCUAGAUCGUUACAAUAAAAAGCGACGCGAUCAUCGACUCUUUCGCUCCGCUUCGUUCAAUUGCCGCAACUAUUCAUCAUCGUCGGGCCGACACAGCAGCAGCGGUGGCCAUCACAACACCGGCGGCUCGGCAUCAGCAUUGACUAAGGAUGAAAAGACUGAUAUGAACCUAACGAAGAAGCGACAGAUACAAAACAAACAGAAUCGUUCCAUAAAGCGACGACACACCGUCGGCGGACCGCACGACUAUGUCGGACCCAAUGGCUGUCCGCCAGCGAAUACCAACAAUUGCAAUCAUCAUCACACCUGUAAGGUCACUGCGGGUGCGGGUGGCACUACUACCACCACUACAACUGUGUUGCGACGCAUUCCUAUACCAAGCGCUAAUGGCAACAUUAGCAACAACAACAACAAUAUCAAUGCAAAUCUAACACAAGACGGCAACAAUGGCAAUGGUGGCGGCGGCAGCGGCAGCGGCAACGGUGGCGGUAACGGUGGCAAUGGCGUGGGCGGCGACAAUGCCGGCAGCGCAACAGUGGCCAUGGCGAGCGGCGCGGGCGGCGAGCACGUGCUGGAAGUGGGCAUCCGCAUAAAGAAUAUCAACAGAAGUCGGUAUUAGGCUCGUGUAAAUGCGAGUAAAAAGUAAACUGUAACGUGCAGUCGUAAAGUCGAACAGUGCAGUUAGCAGCGCAGCGCAAUUGCAAAAGCAGUUGCUGCAAAAAACAAGAAAAAACACCAAUUAGUUGUUAAGUUCACAAAUAUAAAAAAGUCAGCAGCGUUCAUUUAAAUGUGUGUGUAAAAAAUAAGCAUUCUAGUAUUAGCAAGAAAACAGUUAUAAUUAAAAAAAAGCAAAAAAGAAAAAGCGCAAAACAACAAUGAACAAAGUGCUGAGGAUAUUUAUGCUGUGUGUCGCGAGUAAAGAGUAUUGCUUAAGAAAUUCCUGCAUGCAUCCAGUAUAUUAAAGAUAGGAUUUAGAACCACUACAUAUUCGAAAGCAGAGAGUUUGAAGAGUAAAAAGGUAAAUUUUGUAAAAUUUUAAUUUUGUAUUUUUGGAUAUUUUUUGACUUUUUGUAGAGUGGUCUGUUGAAAAUUAGUAAAUUUAUGUAAAUUAGAUACUUUUUAGCACGAUUUUUAUUACUGAAUUUAAGUAGUCUAGUGUAGCAUUUGAAAUUUUUUGUAAAACAUUUGAGAUUAUUAGUGAAGCGUAGUUUAUACAAAUUCUAUACCAAAAGCAUGAUUUUUGCAUUAUUAUUUAAAAUUUAUUUAGUUUUUUAUUCGAAACCUCACUGCGAUAGUUUAGAGUGAUGAAAAUACAUAGUUGAAGUAAAACUGUUAACUGAAAGUGCAUUGU
Messenger RNA from Bactrocera tryoni, 8854 nucleotides. It is a transcript of the gene RhoGAP19D, whose product is annotated as serine-rich adhesin for platelets. Bases 1691 to 8122 code for a protein of 2143 amino acids. Gene Ontology annotation, molecular function: protein binding. NCBI's taxonomy places the organism in Eukaryota, Metazoa, Arthropoda, Insecta, Diptera, Tephritidae. The record is from RefSeq and is a predicted model, not a curated record. Gene Ontology annotation, biological process: signal transduction; regulation of GTPase activity. The transcript is spliced from 16 exons. Gene Ontology annotation, cellular component: cytoplasm.